AUGACGCCUCCCCAUCAGCGUUUACUCGCAGCGACGCGCAAUGAUGUGAAUGCCACUAAUGACAUUUUGGGUGAACUGCGCAAGGGCGCGAUCAACUCACGAUUCCUCCGUGGACCAGAGAAGACUCGGCGACCAGCAGGGUACUCAGCAAACUUUGGCAUGAUCCCGAAUUUCGAUGCGAACGUCUCAGUCCUUGUUCAACUGCCAAUGGAAGUUUUGAUCACAAUCUGCUCAGACCUAGAGCCCAUAUGGGUCUUCCAACUCGAACUGACAUGCACGAAAAUGGCAAGACGACUUCGGAGCCCAGAGGCGAACAGACUCUGGUAUAGAUGCAUCCCAGCGGCUUUGAAAGCCUUACCGGAAUUCUUCCAGGACGACGCCGCACUCUCACAACGAGGCCUUGUCGCUCCGUUCCAAUUCAAUAAUCCACCGGUUCCACUUCCACAUGGAACGGUUGUGGCGCAGUCUGCUCCGUGGUCAAACGGUGGUCUAGACAGCAACAUCAACAAAUUUUUCAACCUACCUGCCCUUCGUUCGAUCGACACGACUGAUCCCUUGUUUAUGUACAUCCACCAACUGAAGGGCUUCGAACAAAUACCUCUGGCAAGCUAUGCUGUGGUUCAGUCGCAGCAUGGCUGCCGCAUUAAGACACUCGCUCUGGGAAUACCUUACCAAGUCAACUUCAACUACCGGAGAGAACUGUUAGGGCACUUCCUACUCACGAGAAGAUGCAUAGCCUGUCUUGAAUUACCACUAGCUGCAGGCACACAAGUCAGACCAGAAGAAGUCUGGCAGGAUGUUGGUGGAAUGAACAUGUGUCCGACCUGCUUUUCAAAGUACACCGUGCGCAAUGACAAGCUCAUUUCAGUACCAGGUCUUCUGAAACACCUUUCGCAAAUCACUCCACAGUCCGGAAAGCUUGGUCCUUGGCUCCCAGAGCGCUGCCGUCCGUGGACUGGUCAAGGAGUGCACUGGCGCCCGCUGGUUGACGAUUUCACUCGUCAAAAGUGUGGUCUUGACAGCGAGAUGCUCCUCGCCAAGCAAGAAUACUUUGACUGGCUAAGAGACACAUUGAGAGGACAAACCUCGACUGUCUACAACGGCCGCCAAACCAUACGCUGGGAUGUGAUACGCAUCGCACAAGGCUACUGGAGCAAACCUUGGCCAGACGAAGUCCCUUUCGUGCCGCCCCCAAACAUUCAGGACCUCAGAAACACGGUCAUUCCGAUACAUCGGCUUGCCGACUUUCUCUUUCGGCCAGAGAAACUCGAUCGCAAUGCACUCUCCCCGCAGAAUCUCGAGGGCCAGUGGCCCGACGAUCCAGCCGAUAUCAUACGAUAUCAGCGCGAUAUUCCAGCGAGAACGGAGCAGUGGAAGGAGCGGAAGGCCAAAUUGAUGCUGUAUCAACUCGUCAUGCAGCACCGCAGUCCACCGAUGGGGUAUGCCCUGGAGGCAUACCACACGUCCCGCUUGAGAGACGAGCUCACAACCACUGCCAUCAUGGCAAGAGUCGCUGCUGCAGGCCAUACAACGGCCUUGAAAGUGUACACGACCAAGUUGUUCCUGGACACCAACCCAGGCUUCACCAGAGGGGCGGUGUUGACAGAUGGGGGCGCGUCGGCGGCGCGGACGGCCCUGGCUCCCCUUGCGCAAGCCAGUAUUGGCUGUUUGGUGGGCGGUUGCCAUGCUAGGCCUCGAGGAGUCGAGGAAGUGGUGAAGCACAUGCGGGUGGAGCAUGCUGCUACCUUUUUCACCUGGAAUUGGUUGUUGGCCUGA
Messenger RNA from Exophiala xenobiotica, 1776 nucleotides. RefSeq lists its product as uncharacterized. The coding region runs from base 1 to 1776 and encodes 591 amino acids. The transcript is spliced from 4 exons. Lineage: Eukaryota; Fungi; Ascomycota; Eurotiomycetes; Chaetothyriales; Herpotrichiellaceae. Gene Ontology annotation, molecular function: protein binding. The record is from RefSeq and is a predicted model, not a curated record.